This is a messenger RNA of Arctia plantaginis, 1206 nucleotides long. The record is from the annotation of a GenBank genome assembly. Lineage: Eukaryota; Metazoa; Arthropoda; Insecta; Lepidoptera; Erebidae.
AUGUCUACUCUCGACUUCAGAAGUACCACUAAGAAGGGCAUCAUCGUUGGAGAGGUUUUCCACUCUGCCUUGCAGAAGAAUCCUGUUGCAUGCCUUGUUUAUUUAAACAUUGAGCCCAUGUCAUGGACUGAGGCACCAAUGCCGACGAAUAACCCACCAGUGUCGACCGCACCAGUGGUAAGGAAUAACCCACCAGUGACAACCACACCGCAACCAGCCGCUACAGUGCCGACCGAGCCAGUGCCAACAAACAAUACAAAAAUACCAAUGAAUAGCUUAUCCAGUGCACAGUACUGCCCCGAUAACAGCAACAUAAUACCAGUUCACCCACCGAACUACCCAAACAUUGCAUACCUAAGGCCAAUGAACCAACCAAUUACCAAUGGCUUUAAUCCAGCCAUGAAUUCUCACGAAAAGAUUAAUGGGCUAGUAAUAAAUGGACUUAAUACUGGACAUAAUGGACAAAUUGUUGGUAGCGCUAACUGGUAUACUCAACAAGCACAAAGCAGCUACGUUUCACAAGCAUCUACAUGGACGACAAACAAAACAUCUGGCUGCGUAAAAAAACAAAAACGAAUUAGAACUGCUUUCACCAGUCAGCAGAUGGUUGAACUUGAAAAAGAAUACAAAAGGACUCAUUAUUUAGACCGCGCUAGGAGACUUCAGCUUGCAGAAGUGCUUCGUUUAAAUGAAAGGACCGUGAAAAUAUGGUUUCAAAACCGUCGCAUGAAGGAGAAAAAAGAAAGAUUAGAAAGUCUUGAAGAAUGCGAAGAAGCGACUAUAACGCAAUCCUCUCCAGAUAUGAAUGAUGUCCAAAUGCCGAUGCUAAUUCAGGAGCAAUAUCCGAGUGCUCCAAAUAAUUUACACUAUCAAUGGAGCAUGUAUAAUAUGGAACAUAUGCCUACUACUUCCAGUUAUGCUCAGGUGCCAGCAGAAAAUAUGCCAGCAACACUCCAACGAGUUCCACCGUUACAUGAGAACACAUAUCCAGUUUCUGGAAAUGUACAGUACAAUGGAGAUCAGUCGCAACAAUGCCAGCAGGGAAACCUUCAAGUUCAGGAAUAUCCUCCAACAUAUAACAACGAAGUCUACGAGCUGCCUUCGCAAGCAGUGCCUCAGAAUGAAACAGUAUCUUCUAUAAAUAGUUCCAAUGAAAACUCUGAUCAAAGUUGGGUUCAUUUAAUAGAUGGAUGGAUAGAUUAUUAG